This is a messenger RNA of Medicago truncatula (barrel medic), 3220 nucleotides long. RefSeq names its product inactive protein kinase SELMODRAFT_444075. The transcript is spliced from 12 exons. The record is from RefSeq and is a predicted model, not a curated record. Lineage: Eukaryota; Viridiplantae; Streptophyta; Magnoliopsida; Fabales; Fabaceae. Gene Ontology annotation, biological process: protein phosphorylation. The coding region runs from base 659 to 2926 and encodes 755 amino acids. Gene Ontology annotation, molecular function: protein kinase activity; ATP binding.
AAAAAAGCUUUCUCUCUCUUGAUCCAUCUCAAUUGGUCAUUCUCUCACCUCACUCAUCAAAACAAAGCUCACACCUUUCUUCUUCAUUCCAAUAAACACUCUUUUCUCUUUCAGGGUCACCUUAUCUCUCAUUAAAGUCUUCAACUUUCUUUCAUUUUCUUUGACCCCUCAUUUCCAUAACCGUUUUCUCAAAUACAUUUUACCUGGAAGAAAUCAACAUUAAACAACACAACAAUAAUUGGUGGAAAAUUUGAUGAUGAAGUUUGAUAGAGCUACAAAGCUAAAUGAACCUAUAAAUGAUCAUGUGAGGGUUGAUUGUGUUGUUUCCUGUUGAAAUAGAAAGCAUAGGGUCCCAAGAUACUAUUUGUGUAUAGCAAAUUUGGAAUUAUUGGUGGAUUUUUCCUUCUAAGUUGCUUUUUUUAGGCAGGCACAAAAAAGCAAAGCUAGUGAAAUGAUGAAAGGGUGAGGUGCAUUUUGAACUUCAGGGGGGGCUGCUACUAGUGUGAAAACAUCUUGCUUUCUGAGCCACAAAAAGGGGUAAGCUAAGGGUAUUGAAAGUCUUCUUGUGGAGCAUAUAUCUAUCAUACAUGGUCUUUGAGACUUGAAUUGAGAGUUAGUUUUAAGCAAGGUAGUUUUUGUGGCAUUGUUAUCGGUGACGAUGAGUCGAGAGCAGCAGAAGAGGGGGAAGCAAGAGAAAGGCUGUGAUGGUGCUGAGAAGGUUAUUGUUGCUGUUAAGGCAUCGACAAAGGAAAUUCCGAAGACAGCUCUUGUUUGGUCACUGACUCAUGUUGUUCAACCUGGUGAUUGCAUUACACUUCUGGUGGUUGUUCCUUCACAAAGUUCAGGUAGAAAAUGGGGUUUUCCAAGAUUUGCUGGUGACUGUGCCAGUGGUAUUAAGAAGUAUCCUCCAGGAACAAUUUUAGAGCAGAAGAGUGAUAUCACUGAUUCUUGCUCUCAGAUGAUCCUUCAGCUCCAUGAUGUCUAUGAUCCAAAUAAGAUAAAUGUCAGGAUUAAAAUUGUUUCCGGAUCACCUUGCGGAUCAGUGGCUGCAGAAGCCAAGAAAGGACAAGCUAGUUGGGUUGUAUUAGACAAACAUCUCAAACCCGAGGAAAAGAAAUGCAUGGAAGAGCUGCAGUGUAACAUUGUUGUUAUGAAGCGUGCUCAACCGAAAGUGCUUCGCUUGAACUUGAUUGGACCAAAAAAGAAGGAAGUUGAAGAGGCAUGUACAUCACCUUCUGUGCAAGACGAUAUGCUUGAAAAGCAAACCAAAAAUAAGAUUGAUUCUUUAGUAGAUUCUAUCAAAGGACCAAAUGUUACUCCAACUAGCAGCCCUGAGUUAGGUACACCAUUCACUACUACUACUGAGGCCGGUACUUCAUCAGCCUCAAGCUCUGAUCCUGGAACAUCACCGUUCUUUAUCUCAAUGAAUAGUGAGUCGAAGAAAGAGGAAACCAUCAAGGAAAGUCAAGAACUUUGUGAUACUAAUUCAGACACAGAAAGUGAAAGUCUGUCCACAUCUUCCGCUAGCUUUAGAUACCAGCCGUGGAUCACGGAAUUGCUUUUACAUCAACAAUCAUCUCAACACAACGAGGAAAGAUCCGAGCCUUAUCACGGUAUGCCUCAAGCAACUACAACCAAAGCCUUGCUAGAAAAGUUUUCUAGGCUUGAUAGAGGAGCUGGAAUUGAAAUGUCGGCAGCAUAUAGAAAGGACUCGGACUUUAGUGGUAAUUUAAGAGAAGCAAUAGCAUUAUCAGGAAAUGCUCCACUUGGUCCACCUCCAUUGUGUUCAAUAUGUCAACACAAGGCACCUGUAUUUGGAAAACCUCCGAGGUGGUUCAGCUAUGCUGAGUUGGAACUCGCUACCGGUGGAUUUUCACAAGCUAACUUCUUGGCAGAAGGAGGGUAUGGUUCUGUUCACCGAGGGGUUCUACCAGAAGGACAGGUCAUUGCUGUCAAGCAACAUAAAUUGGCUAGUUCUCAAGGUGAUGUUGAGUUUUGCUCUGAGGUAGAAGUUCUGAGCUGUGCUCAGCACCGGAAUGUUGUUAUGCUGAUUGGAUUUUGUAUAGAGGAUAAGAGAAGGCUACUGGUUUAUGAGUACAUAUGCAAUGGAUCAUUGGAUUCACAUUUAUAUGGGCGGCAAAGGGAUCCAUUAGAAUGGUCCGCACGGCAGAAAAUUGCUGUUGGAGCUGCUCGUGGGUUAAGGUAUCUUCAUGAAGAGUGCAGAGUAGGUUGUAUCAUCCACCGUGACAUGAGGCCAAACAAUAUUCUCAUAACUCAUGAUUUUGAACCUCUGGUUGGUGAUUUUGGACUGGCAAGGUGGCAACCUGAUGGAGACAUGGGUGUGGAUACUAGAGUAAUUGGAACAUUUGGGUAUUUGGCUCCUGAAUAUGCUCAAAGUGGCCAAAUCACUGAAAAAGCUGAUGUUUAUUCAUUUGGGGUGGUACUGGUGGAGCUUGUAACUGGUAGAAAAGCUGUUGAUCUCACUAGGCCCAAGGGACAACAGUGCCUUGCUGAGUGGGCACGGCCGCUGUUAGAAGAAUAUGCCAUUGACGAACUGAUUGACCCGAGGCUGGGAGGUCACUAUUUAGAACAUGAGGUCUAUUGCAUGCUUCAUGCUGCUUCAUUAUGCAUAAGGAGAGAUCCUCAUUCUAGACCACGGAUGUCACAGGUUCUCCGAAUUCUAGAGGGUGAUAUGGUGAUGGACGCAAAUUACAUUUCAACUCCAGGCUAUGAUGUUGGAAACAGGAGCGGUCGCCUUUGGUCAGAGCCACUGCAGAGGCAGCACCAUUGCAGUGGUCCCCUCUUAGAAGAUUCAUUGGAGUCAUCAUUCAGUGGAAAUCUAUCUCUUGACAAGUAUAAACCUGCUUCCUAUUGGGAUAGGAGCAGGGACAAGCCAAGAAGGGCAUCAUGUGAAGGUGAUACUUGAAGUGAUUGAUCUUGAAAAAUGAUUCUCGUUAUGCUAAAUAUAUUUGUUUACCCUCCUAUUUUUUAUGUUUUCUUUCUACUUUUUCCAUUAGGAAGUGUCGGUGCUACAUAGGUAUCUGUCUAUAGUAGAGUGAAAGUUGUAUAAGUAUAUAGAGAAGCUUUUGAUUUUGUUUAGAGAAAUUAUGUAAAACAAGUGCUUCAAUGAACUUAAUUGAUUACACUUGAGAGAUUUCUGUGAUCUACAAAUGGAUGAAAUUGAAAUAGCUUAUUGUAAGGUGGUCCAACUCUCUCUCUC